This is a messenger RNA of Lobosporangium transversale, 2036 nucleotides long. RefSeq lists its product as hypothetical. The record is from RefSeq and is a predicted model, not a curated record. The transcript has a single exon. Lineage: Eukaryota; Fungi; Mortierellomycota; Mortierellomycetes; Mortierellales; Mortierellaceae. The coding region runs from base 143 to 1993 and encodes 616 amino acids.
UUUUUUUCCGUAUCGUUCUUUCCAAUACAUGCAACGUUUCUGUACAGCCUCUUUUUCAAUUUCAUCCAAGUAGUAAGAUUACAAGUGAUCUAUUAACUGUUGUGGUUGUUGCUCGCUGUUUCUUGUUAUCACAAACAUAAACAUGCGUUCGUCAUAUUCUUCAUCAUGUUUAAGGUGUGUCUCAUCCCACUCCUUGACUCUUCCAAACCCCUCCUCCUCUACAUCAUUAUCAACAAAAGCAUCAACAACACCAGCAAUACCAGAACAACGCAUUUCCUCGAAUCUUUCUUCUUCUUCCUCCACAAACGCUCACAGCCUCCGUCACACACAACAUCGGCUUCAUCUCUUUCUUUUUAUUGCCUUCAGUCUGUGCUUGUCUCUGUGUGUUUCACCUGUGGAAUCAUCUGUCACAUCCCAAAUUCAUUCCCCCACAUCUGAAUCCAUUCCAGCCAUUGUCAUUCCCGAUUCCACCUCCGUCAAGUCCUUCGAGCGUCUCUCUCCAAAUCAUUUGGUUGUGCCAGCCUUGGUUCCUGAGGGAAUUGACACUGGUGCGACUCGAGAGCAAUCUCUGGAACGCCUUGCUGCUGCUCCUCUUGCUGCACCCUCUGCUGAGGCAACUUCUAUAAAACCAUCCGCCACAUCGAAAUCAGGCUCUCGGCCCACUAUGUCUUCAUCUCCUUCCUCUUCCGUUUCUUCUACUGCUACCUCACCAGUUUCUGCCACUAAUACGCCCCUGGCCGAUCCUUCGGCGGACACGGCCCUCUUUGGUCGUCCUUCCGUUGUCGGAGCCUUCAAUCUGACCUCGGGUAUCCUCAUCUAUAGCGCCUUUAUGACCAUCUUCAUCAUCACCAUUGGGGCCGCGACUAUUAAACGUGCACAGUAUCGACAGCGGUUCCGUAGAGCAAUUGAGAAGCAUAGUGGUGCUCUUGAGACAGGUCGCGUAGCCGCCGGCACUGGUGCCGCUGUUGGCAAGAGAGGAACAGUUAGGGAAGGGAAAGGAGGUAGUGGUGCUAGAUCUGGUCCGUCUACUAAUAACGGUGCUAGUCGUGGUGGUGGAAGCAGCAGUGGUAAUAGGACGAUGACUAGCCCCAGAGAAAAGGACGCGCGUGAUAUAGAUCUUUCCAAGCAGACUUCGAUCAGCCGUCGGGCGUUGAUGGAGGACGUUGGUCCUGGAGGAAUGCAACGACAGAACUCUACUCGUCCCCACGAUGCUGAACCUAGCAGAACUGGUCGUCAAGAUCGAGCUCACGCAGGUUUUAUCCCUGGUGCUGGCGCCCGGCCUAGCGAGAAUAAAAACCGAAGUGGUGGCGCUUCCAAUACUGGUAAUGGUGGAAGAACUGGAAAGCCGAAUCAUCAACGAUCUGCAUCCAGAGGGGCCAAUAACAACUACAGUCGUGGUGGACUAGAUCGAACUCUCAGUGAAUCAGCAGGUCGCUCACGUGCGACUCGUGAACGACGUGAACUUGAGGAUGCCGAUGAUGAUUACUACACUGGAGGGUACUCGUCAGAAACGGGUGCACCUCAGAUCCCUCAGCCGACACACCAGCAGGCACGUCCACUCCAGCCAGUCAGGAGAGCUGAUUCGAAUCGCAUGAACGUAUCCAAUACAUCUUCCGCUGCGUCUACAUCAACAACGAGAGGUCCUUCUCCCUCUGCCCGUGCAGCAGCAGCAGCAGCAGCCGGAGUAGAGCGAUCAGGAUCGUCUUCUAGGACAAGGAUUGCAACCCAGGGUGCUGUUGGCCGCACUGGAUCCAAUCACUCUUCACGAUCGGCUUCAAGUGCGGGCUCAAACGUAAACUCUCCUAUUGAACGAAACAAUAGUAAUGGUUAUGGUCGAUACGGUGGACGAGGAGCAUCCCCUGUUGCACAGAUCGAAAUGGACAAUUACCCGACACCGAUCGCUCGGUCGAACAGCACCAGAUUACCAAAGGAUAGACGCGGAACUCCUCAGCCCUUUUCACCAUCUGGUCUUGGACACGAUCAAGGCUAUUAAAAAAAGAAAAAAGGAAAAAAACAAAAAAAACAAAAAAAAAAAA